CGGAUGUCGGGAAACACGAUUCCAAUCCAAACGUCAUAUAUCCGUCCCCGCGUACGUCAUUCUCCCCCUCGCGGGGGGCGGAAGAAGGGAGGGAGCCCGCUGGAGCUGUGGAGAAAAAAUCGAGGCUGUGUUCCACUUUGUCUCGCCCACAGAUGUUGCCGGACUCCCCGUCCUCGUGAUACCUCUUCUUGAAGAAUAACCGAGCCCGUACUGCAAACUCGAACACCCCCCUCCCGCGCCCCCCGACCACCUCCUUUGCGGGGUGGUCACUCGUUGACGAAACGGAGGACGAUGCAGUUUGGAUCGCGGGCUCUUGUUUUCAUCUGUAUUGCUCUUGACUUUGUUGUGUGACCUCAUCUUGACUGUAAGGGACUUUGUUGAAGUCUACCAUCCGCUGGUUUCAAGACCCCCCCACCACCGAUGCAUUGAUGCACCCCUCUCAGUGGUGCAACGGCUGCUUCUGUGGUCUGGUUUUGGAUUACGCCAACAAAUCGUGCGCCAUGCCGCCCAUCACAUUCCAGGACCUGCCGCUCAACAUUUAUAUGGUCAUCUUCGGCACGGGCAUCUUCGUCUUUAUCCUCAGCCUCAUCUUUUGCUGUUACUUCAUCAGCAAACUUCGACAUCAGGCCCAGAGUGAGCGGUUUGGUUACAGAGAGGUGGUUUUGAAAGGAGAUCCAAAGAGGUUGAACGUGCACGGGACGUGCGCAGUGUGUCUGGAGGACUUUAAAGUGAAAGACGAGCUGGGAGUGUUGCCAUGCCAACAUGCUUUCCAUCGAAAGUGUCUUGUCAAGUGGUUGGAGGUGCGAUGCGUCUGCCCCAUGUGCAACAAGCCCAUCGCCGGCCCCCCUGAGCACCACAGCAUUGGUACCCUGCUGGACGAACUGGUGUAGCUCAACAACUCGCUUCCCACUUUGGCUGCAGCGGUGCCGAUGAAGAUACCGCUGCCGGAAGCCAGGAUCAACAUUUGGCGGCUGUGGCAACAACACCGCAACACUUUGGGGUAGCUGAGCACCCAGAAAAAAUGUAUUAAAUCCCUCAUGAUGAGGGAUGCUGUUGCCUGGCAACCCCCCCCCCCCCCAGACGGCAACACGGCAGCGCCUUCUGGUGUGGAGAUUACGUGCAGCCACCCACACGUCCCUCCGACCGCUUUUCUUUCAUCAUUCCCCACUCACACAUCUUCACAUUUUCCCUCCAAGGAGGUCAACAACAUUUUUUUGUGUUUCGUUGACCUCCUCAAUGCUCCUAGACUUUCAUAACCACAACAAAAGACAGUUGCACAAGCGUAUGAUUAUGUCGACAUGCUGUGGAGAAAACUACCUUUGAAGAGAACAAAGCACUGUAGCAAGAACAUUCUGGAUAUCUACUACGAACAAAUACAGUGUUUAUUUUUAAUGAUAACUUGAACUACAAACGUUACACAGUUGAGGUGUCACAAUUUUGUCCUACAUGCACACUAAUUAUGUUGCUUUAUUUUAAUAAAUCGUUUGUAGGAGAUAGGUUAAUAAAUUGUUGCCAUCUGGUAGAAUACUCACAUAUUCAAAACAAAUUAGGGGGGAUUUUUUUUUAAAGUCAGUAUUAUUAUUAUUAUUAUUAUUAUUAUAGCUAUUUUGUCAUACAUCAAAAUGCCUCCUAAAUUAUUUAACCCACAGAUUAUACAAAUGUGUUCAGUUGUCAUAUUUUUCUUUUCUUUAUGGUAAAUGGUCCUUGAUGGUGGUUCUAUUGUCGCUGACGUGUUUUUUUUUCUGGGUUACUUAAAUCCAUUCCACAAUAUCAGCAACAUUUAAUGAGAUCAUAUAUAUUGUAUAUAUGAGCUCUGGGGGGGGGGGGGAUCUGCCUUUAAAAGAUUACAAUGCUCAGUUUACCACCAUGUGAUUUAUUUUGGUUGUAGAUCAUAUGCAGAGGUGUUUCUAAAAUGUAGGUUAUUUUCCGAAAUGAUGAGGUGCACCAAUGCAAACUGUAACCACAAUAAUGAACAUCAAGUGAACGUUCUAAUCCUUGCUAAUCUAUAUGACAGCUCAUGUAUUGGAUCUCAUUAGAUUGUGAAAGGUGUCCCUAAUGAAGUCUCCCGUAACCGCACCAUCUGUGUGGCUCUCCGUUGAAGACAAAUGCACUUUUACAUAUGAAAGAUCACCCCAGAGGCACCCCUCAGAUGAUUAGCGGUGCUUCUGUAUUUUACAUUCCAUUUUUUUUCCCUGAAGCAACACACUGCCUAAACUGAGCACAAAUGUCACAAAGCACACUCGUGAAUUCAUUAAAAAAAAAAAAAAACAAUCUAAACAAGGUGUGUCAGUGUGUAGCACAUGAGCAAAAGCAAAUGUUCACUCUGUACAACGACUGAUGUAAAUAACUUAAAAUAAAUGUACUUGUUUCAA
This is a messenger RNA of Hippocampus zosterae (dwarf seahorse), 2372 nucleotides long. It is a transcript of the gene rnf122, whose product is annotated as ring finger protein 122. The record is from RefSeq and is a predicted model, not a curated record. NCBI's taxonomy places the organism in Eukaryota, Metazoa, Chordata, Actinopteri, Syngnathiformes, Syngnathidae. Bases 429 to 890 code for a protein of 153 amino acids. The transcript has 6 exons.